This is a messenger RNA of Neocloeon triangulifer, 1360 nucleotides long. It is a transcript of the gene Vsp37A, whose product is annotated as vacuolar protein sorting-associated protein 37A. Gene Ontology annotation, cellular component: ESCRT I complex. Gene Ontology annotation, biological process: protein targeting to membrane; protein targeting to vacuole; ubiquitin-dependent protein catabolic process via the multivesicular body sorting pathway. The transcript is spliced from 6 exons. NCBI's taxonomy places the organism in Eukaryota, Metazoa, Arthropoda, Insecta, Ephemeroptera, Baetidae. The record is from RefSeq and is a predicted model, not a curated record. The coding region runs from base 151 to 1077 and encodes 308 amino acids.
CCGAAACAUCCUAUUAGACCCGUUUCGCCCCCUUUCUGACGCAUAAUAAAUAGAAAAUAGAAGUAAAGUAAAGUAAAUUAGUUAAUUUAAUUCGUUUAGCCUACUGAUUUUACUUUAUUAAUCGUCAAUAAUCGACUGCAAUAACUUGAAAUGUUUUCCAAAAGUUACAACCACAGCGAUAAACGAAACAAGCAAAUCAACACGUUGAAAGUAUUUAAUGAAAAUGUUUACGAAAAGGUUCCAGGAGAAGAGUAUCAGGUCGAACCUUUGGCUGGUGACUUCUCCCUCAUCAUAAAGCUGCCUCCAAAUUUCCCUGAGAGCAAACCCUGCAUCACAAUAGUCCCAACAAUUUCGCAUCCAUGGGUCGACGAAAAGACUGGAGAAGUUUCAAAAGCACCAGGAUUGCUAAGUUUCACAGAACAUUCGGAUCUUGGUCGAGUGGUGCAUGCCAUUGUGAGGGAACUGGCCAAGAGGCAACAGCAAACUGGAACUCCGGUUAAACACCCAAUGUCACCUCCAUCAGCGCCCAACACCUCUGUUCCUGAUCUCAACCUGGCCGUCAAUGAGCAGAGCAUGUUGCGGUCGGCACUUGCUGCCCUCAGUGUUGCCCAACUGCAGGCCCUCAAGGAAAGUGAGGACCAGUGUGAUGAAUUUCUUGAGCAGCUUCCUCCGAUUAAAAUUCUGGAGGACGAGAUUGACAGAAUCAUUUUGGAAAACGAGCAGCUUGCAAAGGAAACAUUAGAGCAAGAGGCCAGGUUAGCAGAGUUGAAGGACAUUAUACAAGAAAAAGUCGAGAAGGUGCAAAAGCUGAAUAAUCAGUACGAGGAUAUGAGCAUCAGUUAUCAGCAGCUUAGCAACAAAUUCAUGCCUUCAGCUAUCAAAGAAAGUCUUCAUGCAUCAUCUGUCGAAUGUGACCAACAAAGUGAUAAACUGGCUGAGCAGUUUUUGGAAGGAGAAAUGGACACUGAGUCUUUCCUGAAUGACUAUGUCAACUCAAGAACAAUAAGCCACACUAGAAGAGUUAAAGAAGAAAAACUUGGAAAGCAACUUCAUGAUUUGGAGAAGGCCAGUUAUUAAAUUGGAAUUGAAGACUGCAUCAGCUUUUAAAUUAUGAAUUAGAGUAUCAAGUGAUGAUAUGGAAUUAAUUAAAACUAAUAUUAUCAUGGUGUGUCAAGUAAUGUGAAGCUCUUUAUCAUUUUAAAUUUUUUUAUUAUGUUUCAAAUAAAUACAAUUUUUAAGAAUGUAUAGUAUUUUCAAAAGUCCAAGACAGUUUAAAAUUUAAUCUGAAAAUACAAAAAUAUGCUCCAAAACGCUUAUUUUAAAAUCCUAUUGUGAUUAUGUAUUGCUUAUUUAUUAAACA